Molecule: messenger RNA, 744 nt
Organism: Ogataea philodendri
Lineage: Eukaryota; Fungi; Ascomycota; Pichiomycetes; Pichiales; Pichiaceae
Exons: 2
Coding region: 1-744 (247 amino acids)
Source: RefSeq, a predicted model, not a curated record
AUGGUCGAACUCCUUCACCUUGCCGUGGUCCAAGACCAGGAUCUUGUCGUAGUCGAUGAUCGUCUUGAGACGGUGUGCAAUGGUGAGAAUCGUGCUGGCCAAGAACUCCUCCCUGAUGGUGGUCUGGAUCUUGGCGUCCGACUCUUGGCACCGCCCUCCGUCACCGCAGAAUCAAGGUCCAGGAACUUGUUGGCGUUCUCCUCCGUGGCAGCAGCCUCGUCCUCCACAGGGGCCCCGUUACAGUUCACAAUCCGCUGGAAGUCCAAUCCGGAAAUCAAAUUCACCCGGCGCAAGGACUCAAACAUCUCCAGGUCAGAGUACUCCUGGAACAUGUCCAGGUUCGACCGGAUGGUUCCCGUGAACAGUGUUGGGUCCUGCGGAAUGAUCGCCAGACCCUGUCUCAGGGCCUUGAGUCCGAUCUUCGAGAUGUCCAGCCCGUCAAUGGUGAUGCUUCCGUCGUCAAGAUCAACAAAUCUGAAGAAACUCGUGAUAAUGGUGGACUUUCCUGCUCCCGUGCGUCCAACAACACCGAUCUUCUCACCAGCGUUCACAUGGAAAGAAACAUCGUCAAUCACCCUUGGCAGAUCUGGAGCGUAUCUAAUAGAAAUGUUCUUGACAUCAAUAACACCCUCAGAAGGCCACGAGUUGACUGGGUCUUGCGGAAGAACCUUGGCUGGCUCCUGUGGUGUUCCCUCAAUGUACUCCUGCACUCUCUCAACAGAGUUCAUGUUGAUCUCAACAUAG